CUUUCAAUAGCCACCAACUAAUCAGAAUCUUACUUUAAAAUCCAGUCAAGUCUUUGUCUUCUCCAUGUCCAGGUCUCUAAAUCAUCUCAAAGAUGACUUUGAAUCAGCUCAUAUUACUGAUUUUUGGAGUUAACGCUUAUUCCACCUACUUUGGCCGAGUCUGGCUAUUGAUAUAUGUGUAUAGAGUUGUGAUCUACAUUAUAUCUGCCCAGUACGUGUGGAUCGGUUAUUUUGAGUGCAACACUGCCCAGCCAGGUUGUGGCAAAGUCUGCUAUGAUCACCACUUCCCCAUCUCCCCCAGCCUGUUAUGGGCCCUGCAGCUUGUUGCCAUCACCUGUCCCUCUCUGCUGGUACGGUGCUACAUGAAGGAACGCAUACAGAAAAAACGAAGGAACACCAACAGCCACAGGGGGGCGCACCCGAAUGAGAAGAAGAAGCAGCACAGCUUGUGGUGCAUGAACCUGAUCAGCCUGGUUCUGAGGGCUGCUUUGGACGUGGGCUUCCUUUACCUCCUCUAUCACAUCUACGAUGGCUACGUCAUACCCAGGCUCGCCAAGUGUGCGCUGUGGCCAUGUCCAAACGUCGUGGACUGUUACAUUUCACAUCCCACUGCAAAGACGAUCUUCUCACUCUUAAUGGUGGUGAUGGCGUGCGUCUGCAUUGUCUUGUGCUUCUGUGAGAUUAUCUACCUGAUCAGUCUGAAGAUCAUCAGGUGGAACAAGAAGGAAAACCAGCAGACGUAUGCUGACAGUCAUGAGCUCGGCGAGCUGGUACUGCCCAGGACCGACCCGACCGCUUCCAAAGCCCUGUCCAGAACCUCGUCCAGAACCUCGGUCCAAAACCCCCACAGCCCGACCAUCUCUGAAACAAAACAGCCAUUUGUAUAGGCCACACACACACACACACACACACACACACACACACACACACACUGUAGUGGUUAAGGAGCUGGGCUAGUGUGCAGUAGCCUGAAAGUUGUCGGUUCAACUUAACUGUCGAGGCCCAAUUGCAAACCUACCACCGCAUAUGUAUGUAUAACACUGUUUUAGUAAAUAUGAUACAUGUUAAAUUGUUGUAACAAUAACAUUGCAACUUGUAAAUGAUUACACAAACAGCUUAAGUAAAAUACAAGCUAAUUAAUUCACAGCUAAUUUCUUAAGAGAUACUGCUAUGUAGGUAGCUUAGCUUGAUGUAUUCAUAAAUGGUGUAUUAUUAGUUUAAAGGGACAUUGUGUAAGAUUUCCUAUUGUUUGUUACCAAAAUCAACAUUUCCCAUUCAUAAAUGUGGCCUCAUUCAUGUUUAAUUGCCACUACCACCAAUUAGAAGCAUUCCUAUUAGCUCAGAAGUCCUCAUUUAAAUAUUCAUACUUUGGGUCGACCCUGCAUUUACAUGCGCCAUUUUAAAAUACUGGUGGCCAGCUAGGGACAUACUGUAUGCGAUAUACAGCUCCGUUUUUGACGUCUGAAUACAGAGACCAUACCUCGGAUCCAUCCGCUGAAUUUCCUACAUUCAGCAAUGUAAGUUAUGAACCAAUUUUCUAUAAGCCAUAUGUCUAUCUAACAUUCCAACACUGAAAUUGUGUUUUUCCAACAAAACAAAUAAAAUAACUUUGUUUGUGAUUGGUCACUGUCUCAGCAAUGCCCUUUGGUUUAGUGCACAGCCACGUAAAAGGCUUUCUAGACCCACAGACAGUUGAUCUGUGAUCUGUCCCUUGUUUAUGUGAGUGGUUUGUGUUGUAUGUUG
Molecule: messenger RNA, 1743 nt
Organism: Sardina pilchardus (European sardine)
Lineage: Eukaryota; Metazoa; Chordata; Actinopteri; Clupeiformes; Clupeidae
Product: gap junction beta-7 protein-like
Exons: 2
Coding region: 93-887 (264 amino acids)
Biological process (GO): cell-cell signaling
Cellular component (GO): connexin complex
Molecular function (GO): gap junction channel activity
Source: RefSeq, a predicted model, not a curated record